GUCACGGCAGGGCGCGUCAAAACCCUCGGAGCUCUAGCGAUUUUCAAUCGUUCGGCGGCGGUGAACCUUGUCGUCUUCUCCUAGAGAGACAGAGCGCGAAAACCACCGUGUGCGUCUCGGCAGGGAGUCGGAGGGAAACAAUAACAUUCCUCGAGGUUCGAGACGAUGCCGAACUUCUGUGCGGCACCUAAUUGCAGUAGGAAAAGCACCAACUGCCCAGACAUCCCUUUCUUCAGGUUCCCCAAAGACCCCGAGAGGUGUCAGAAAUGGGUAGAGAACUGUCGGAGAGCAGAUUUGGAAAACAGGUCUGCUGAACAGCUUCACAAACAGUACAGACUCUGUGCAAGACAUUUUGAACAAUCCUUGAUAUGUACGAACAGCCCUUACAGAACAGUCCUUAAGGAUAACGCAGUGCCGACUUUGUUUGACUUAACAAGUCAUCUCAAUAAACCUGAAGGCAAACACAGAAAGCACAAGAGGAUAAAAGACUUGACUGAAGAAGAUUUACUGAGGGUGAAAGCACCAAGAACUGACUGUGAUGUUCUGAGAGGUCUGCAGUGUAAACAGGAGGCAAUCAAUGAACUUGACAAAACAGAACUGGAAGGUGCUACAGAGAGCCUUGAAGAGUCUACUCUCUUGGAAGAAUCUUUAAAUUUGACACCUGAAGAGAAAGGAAACAAAGAAUUUCUCAAAGUUUUAUUUGAAACUGUAUUGCUGUUAGGGAGGCAAAAUGUUCCUCUGGGAGGAUCGGCCAUUGAAAACCUGAGCAACCUGUGCAAUACUCCUGACAACAUUCAAGCACUACUAGAAUUCAGAAUGAAUGCAGGUGAUGAAAUUCUUAGAAAGAGGUUUGAGACAACCGCUGUGAAUGCGGUGUACUGUCCUAAGAACUUGCAAAAAGACCUCUUGGACAUCUGUGAGAUGUGCAUACGGGAGGAGGUACUUCGAGAAGUUCGUGACAGCAACUUCUUCUCCAUUGUGACGGAUGAAGUGAUCAAUGUAGCAGGGCUCGACCAUGUGUCCCUGUUAAUUCGGUUUGUAGAUGAGUCUGACUGCCUGAGACAAGAAUUUGUUGGCUUCAUACCCUGUGAUCUUGACGGGGAGUUCUUGGCCAGUCGGAUCCAUGAGACGCUUACAGAAAAGUGGGGUCUGAAUAUGUAUUACUGCCGUGGACAAGCAUACAAUGGCUCUGGCACAAUGUCUUACAAAAAGCGAGUUGUUGUGGCUAGCAUUUUACAGCAGUGUCCAAAGGCAUUGAGCACUCCUUGUUCUUCAUACCCCCUAAACAUAUGGAUAGCAAAGUCCAGUCUGAUUUUUGGUGUUAACAUGGUAUUAAGCUUGAUGGAGAACAUUGUAUCAUUUUUUAGCUUGUCACCUCAGCUCCAGAAGGUUUUUGAUGUUGGUGUUGAUGGUGUCUAUCAAACAAAUGAGGAGAAGGCAAAGGAGCUGAAAAAACUCUUUCAAAUUAAUUGGUAUGAAAGACAUGACACUUUUGAGAUCUUAGCAGAUCUUUAUGAAGUGCUGGUGACAUGCUUGGAUGAGAUCAGCUAUGAUACGUGUGGUAGGUGGAAUGCUGAGAUAGCAACCCAGGCCAGCAUGCUCUCCUCAACCAUGAGAGAUUUCGAAAUAGUCGUCUCUGUUAUGGUGUUGAAGAAUGUUCUCUCAUACACAAGAGCCUUUGGCAAAAAUCUCCAAGGUCAAGCAUCGGACACUUAUUUUGCCUCAAGCACUUUGACUGCGGUCCUGCACUCAUUAAAUGAAAUGAGGGACAAUAUUGAUGUAUAUCAUGAGUUCUGGUUAGAAGAAGCCACCAAUUUGUCAAUCAAAAUGGGGAUUGAACUAAAGCUGCCAUGGAGGUGUCGCAGGCAGCCUCAAAGUGAAGAGGUUUCUGAGGAGACUCCUGAAAACUAUUACAAAGAAGCAAUUACUGCACCCUUUUUGGACCACAUUAUUUUAGAAAUAGAGGACAUGUUCUCCGAGCAGCAGUUAAAGGCUCUCAAGUGCCUGUCAUUGGUGCCUUCUGUUAUGGCCCAGCUGAAAUAUAAUACUGGGGAGGAAAACAUGGCUGAUUUAUAUAAAGACGAUCUUCCAAAUCCAGAUACCCUUUCAGCAGAACUGCACUGUUGGAAGAUAAAAUGGAAGCAUCGAAGCAGAGAUGUUGAACUUCCUAGUACUAUUUUUGACACGCUGCGCCAUCCUGACAUCAAGUUCUUUCCAAAUGUGUACACUUUACUAAAAAUUGUCUCAAACCUACCUAUUAUCAAGCUUGAAACUGACAAGUAUGAAAUUGGACGGAAGCGGCUCAAAUCAUAUUUGAAAAUCACUCCGGUUGAGGAGCGGACAACCAGUCUGGCACUAAUCCACAUCAGUUACGAUACCAAACAUGACUAUGACAUGAUGGUCGAUACUUACGCAAAACUAUACCCAGAGAAAAUGCAGCUGGCGCACGUGACUGAUUCAGAUGGUGUGGACAUAAACAAUCAUGAUGGAAGCAGUAUCGAAAUCAAUAAUUUAGAAACAAGUACUCAGACAGUGUAUGAAGUUGAUGGUGAGUGCAUGGAGGUGGCAAGCCAUACAGUGACAAGUGGGGUUGUACUACACCAUCAGUCUGCAGGAAGCCUCAUGGAGGUCUGCCAGAAUUCAGAUAAGACGAUCAUAGAAGUGACCCAGCAUCCGGAGGGGACCACAGUAGAACUGCAACAGUUUCCCGUAAGCGGCACCAUGAUUGUGACUCAGCAUACAGCAGAGUCCAGUGUGGAAUUACAACACCAUCCGGAAGGGGCUGAGAUCAGCCAGCAGCCAAUAGCAAGCAAUGUGGAACUGCAACACCAUAUCGAGGGAAGAGUGGUGGAGGUGAUCCACCAUUCAGAGGUAAAUGGUGUAGAAUUGCAGCAUCACUCACAGGUGAAUGGCUUGGAAUUGCAGCACCAUCCAACAGGUCAGGUUAUUGAGGUCAGCACUGUGGCGCUUCAGCCGCAAGUGGAGCCGAGCACUGUGGCGCUUCAGCCGCAAGUGGAGCCGAGCACUGUGGCGCUUCAGCCGCAAGUGGAGCCGAGCACUGUGGCGCUUCAGCCGCAAGUGGAGCCGAGCACUGUGGCGCUUCAGCCGCAAGUGGAGCCGAGCACUGUGGCGCUUCAGCCGCAAGUGGAGCCGAGCACUGUGGCGCUUCAGCCGCAAGUGGAGCCGAGCACUGUGGCGCUUCAGCCGCAAGUGGAGCCGAGCACUGUGGCGCUUCAGCCGCAAGUGGAGCCGAGCACUGUGGCGCUUCAGCCGCAGGUACAAGAGGAUGCAGUAUCCCUGCAGCACCAUCUUGAGGGAAAUACCGUUGAGCUACAGCACCACCCAGAGAGCAGCAGUGUGGAAUUGCACAAUCCACAGACUAGUGCUAUUGAGCUGAGCUGUGGAACAGGAGAGACUACCGUGGAAGUGGGUCAUUGUCCAGAGACUAGUGCCACUGAGCUAAUGCAACAACAACCACAGCACAGUGCCUUGGAAUUGCAGAGCCAGUGCCACCUGGAGCCUGGUGAGAUGGUGAUGCGGCCCCAUCAGGUGUCUGUUGCUACAGAGACAGAAGACCAUCCAGAGCUCGAAGUGGACAUCAAGCCCGACGUGGAAUCAGUUGCCACAGGGGUGCAACAUCCUUCAGAAGUUACUAGCAUGGAAAUCCAGCACCACUCAGAGCCUGUUGCGACAGAGAUGCAGCAGCAUACGGAAUCGAUCUCUGCAGAGGUUCAACAUCCACCGCAGACUAAUGCCUCAGACUUGCCACAUAAUGAAUCUAGUACUGUGAUGGAGGGCAAUCCAGUGAUGGGCAUGGAGGUCGUCGAGCACCAUUCUGGUGUAAGUGCUGUGGAAUUCGAUCCACACCCUGAGUCACGUGCCAUUGAGUUGGAACAGUGUCCUGAGGCAAAUGUGGUGGAACUGGACAACUGUCCAGAAGCAACAGAGCUGCAAAACCCUCCUCCAGAAGCAGCCACAGUGGAAGUAGACAAUAUGAGCAUGUGCAAUCAGGAUUUGAAUGGUGAUGGAAUAAAGGUUUUGGAAAUUAAUAAUUCAGAAGACAGAAACUCAGAGACGAAUGUUUCUAGUGCCCAGGAAGGUACUCUCACCAAAGACACGUUCACAUAUGAAACCUGCUUGUCCAUGAUGUUUGUUGAAAGCAGCAAUGUGCUUUUCAGUUAAAUGUAGUCUUUGUCAAAAUUGCUAAAAUUAAAUAUAGAAAAAAAUGUGAAGGUAAAUAAUAUUAUAUACGAACAACAAUGUUUAAAUUGACAUUCUUAUGUAGGUACCUUUUAAUGGGAGAUUGAAUUUGCUUAUCCUUAAACCGGUGAUUUGGAAUAUGAUUGUGUUGUAUUCUUCUGGUACUUUUAUAUGAUUUUGUAGUGAUUUACCCAGUGUCCAUAUAAAUGUAUUAAGUGCUGAACAGGAGUGCAAAUUCAGCCUUUGCAUUUUAAUGCUCUCAUUUUUGCCUUUGCCCCCAACUGAUAUGGAGCUGAAGAUAUGGAUUGAGCCUAUUAAUUUCUGGUGUGGCUCUUUUUUUUUUACAGCAAUCAUUGAUGGCCCAUCAAGCUUGUUUAACAAUAGAUUUUAACUGAAGUAUAUCCAUAUGUCAUUUGUCCACUUGAGGCAUCUUUAGAAGAUAAGUUGUUUAAUAGUUUUUCCUGGGGACAGCUUUGACCCAGUCAGCUCCCCUCUCACACCCUCUCUUCACCCCUGGCAUUUUAUCUCCUUUUCAGAUACCAUGCCUGUCCCCGCUGUCACCACUGCUGGGAUCAGGUGCCAUUGAAUGCUGUUUGAUAGUAAGUGAAAAUUCAGUGUGAAUUAAUGAGUUGUUUCAGAAAUUGUGCUCUAAUUUUUUUUUAUUUUUCUCAGCUCUACUCUGGAAUGUGUUGAUUCCUAGCUGAUGUCUUUUUCAAGGUGUCUGAUCAAAUGUCUCUCCCCCACUCUGAACGUAGAGGAAAGGCAUAGAGUCAAGCUAAACUUGAUAAUCUGGUAUCAUCCUCAGCAUCAGCAUGGAGUACUGUCUAGUGAUAAGAUGUGGAAUUAUUGGCUAUCUGUCCUGAAAAUACACAAUACCAACUUAGUAAAGGAACUGGAUGUUAUAAGAAUCUUUUGCAAUGUGUUUUUUUUCGUCACCAAGGUACUUCUUUUAAUAUUGUUCACUUCACCAUAGUUCAUGUGUACAAGGCCAAAUUUCUGAAGUGGGCUCCUGACCCCGAACGUCUACUUUCCUGUUCUUCUGAUGCCUUGCCUGCUGUGUUCCUCCAGCUCUAUGCUAUACUCUCUAGUUCAGUAGCCUCAAAUAGUUGCAUCUGCCAUUCUUAAGGGUUCAAUUGUAAAAAUAUAGAAAAUAGUAGGAGUAGGCCAUUCAGCCACUUGACUGUUCAACAAGAUUACGGCUGAUCCUAAUCUCAACGCCAGACUUCUCUCACCCCAUACCUCUUGUUACCUUUAGCUUCAAGACACUCACCUUCACAGAGAAUUCCACAGGAUUCACCACCCGUUGAAGAAAUUUCUCCUCAUCUCAGCCUGGAAUGGCCUACUAUGUAUCCUGAAAUCAUGACCCCUUGUUCUGGACUGUUCCCUGGCUCAGGGAAGUGUCAUCCCUUCAUCCAAUCUGUCCAGACAUGUCAGAAUUACUUACAUUUCGGUAGGAUCCCUUCUCAUUCCUGAGUUACAGUGCAUUCGGGCCCAGUCAAACAAUCUCUCUGAAUGCCUGGCAAACCUGCCAACCCAGGAAUCAGUCUGAUGAGCCUUCGUUGCAUUCAUUCUCUGCAAAGUCCAUCUUGUGUAAUGAGAUGAAAACUGCACGCAGUUCUCUAGAUGUGUUCACACGAAGGCUCUGUACAGCUGUAAUAAGACUUAAUAUGUCCUGUAUUUGUAACCCUUUCACAAUGAAAGCCAACAUUCGGUUUUCCUUUUGUAUCUAUUUGUUGCUAAUGACAAAUAUUCAAGGACCCUUAGUAUAUCAUUUUCCAAUCUAUCACCAUUUCAAUAUUGUUUUACCAAUCUGUUUUCCACACUGAUGUGGAUAACUUUACAUUUAUCCUUGUUAUGCCACAUCUGCAAAGCAUUUUCUCAGUCAACUUAUCUAAAUGGCUUUUUUGCCUCUGUUUUCCUCACUGAUCAUAAGUCCUACCACCUGUCUCAUUAGUGAAUUUGGAAAUAUUACACUUGAAUCUCUUAUCCUAAUUGUUGAUUUUAUAUUGCGAACAGCUGGGACUCGAGUAUUGAUCCCUGAGAUCUUCCACUCCAAAAGUAAUCUAUUUUGUUUCUCACUCUGUUUUUCAACUGCCAUUUCUCAAUCCAUACUAGUGUAUUACCGUCAAUUUCAUGUGUGUUGAUUUUGCCUAAUAACCUCUUACAUAUGAUUUUAUCAAAAGUUUAUGAAAAUCCAAAUGCACUACAUUCAUCGGUUGUCCUUCAUCUAUUUUACUUGUAUACUCAAAAAAGAAACCUCCAGAAGGUUUGUCAAACUCUAAUUCCCUUUCAUAAAUCCAUGUUAAUUUUCUGAUCCUGUUAAUGUUUUCUAUAUGCCCUAUUAUGAUAUCCUUAAUUAUCAAACUGUGCUGCUGUUAUUUUCUUGUACUACAAGACCUGACCAGGUGUAAUUCCUGAUUUUUCUCCCUUUUCUUUAAAUGAUGGAGUUACUUUCUCCAUCCUCCAAUUUGUUGGGGGUUGUUCGAGAAUUUACACCAGUUGUGGAAGAAUGCAACGUGUAUCCACAAAUUCUUUGGCCACCCCCUUUAGUUCCAUGGCAUGUAGGUAAUCAGGCCCUGGGAACUUACAACUUCCAGUUCCUCUUUUUUUAAAACUAAUACUGUAUUUUCUUCAAUUCUUCCUUCCCCAAAAAACCCUAGCGCCUCAGGGAAGUUAUUUGUGUUGCGUUAUGUGAUGACAGCUCAAGUGGUUCCUGCCAUUUCUUUGAUCUCCAUUAUCAUUUGUCUUGUUUCAGUCUCUCAGGGGCUUACCUUUUUUUUUCUAUUUUACAUACUUUGAGGCUCUUUCAGUCUGCUUUUGUAUGUUCUUUGCAAAUUUGCUCUUAAUCUGUUUUGCCCUCUUAAGUAACAUCUUGGCCCUCCUUUGCUGAAUUCUAAACAGUUCCCAAUCCUCAGGGUAUACGUUUUUGAGUAACUAUAUAUGACCACUCUUUAGAUCGAAUGCUGUCCAUAAUUUCUUUUAGUGACCAUAGGUGGAGAACUUUUCAUGUUGUGUUCUUUCACUUGAAAAAUGUAACUGCUGCAAUUAAAGCAUUUGUUCCUUUAAUAUUAACCAUGUCUGUUAUCCACUAUUGUAUAUUUGUAAAGGAGUCACCUAAUUCAUUGCAGCUAAUUCUCCUGUCAUACCUUCAUUGCUUCCUUUGUUUAGACUUUUGGAUUUGACAACUUCAUUUAUAUCUGAGUGAAGAAUUCUAAAAUGAAGAAAAUGUAGUCAUAAAAGACCUCUCAUAAGAAUAUUAAUGAACCCCUUGAUGCACAAAAUCUGACUCGGAUAGUAUAUUCCUUUGGUUCCUCGGUGUACUGGUCAAAAAAAAUCUAGUACGCCACAGGAAUUCAUCCAACAGAGGUAUUGCUAGUGUUAUUUGCACAACAGCGUCCUUGUUGCAUUUCUAAUUGCCUGUUUGGAGUCCGAAAGAUGAAAUCUUCUGAAUGUUUUCUACUACCUGUUGUUUUUUCACUUCACCCUGACUUAUUCCACAUCUAGUUGACCACUUUGUGCCACAUUGUGCAUAUUUUUUUUCAGUAAUCCUCCAAUUCUUAAGCAGUUGCUUGAAACUAUUGAUAAGCUCUAUUGCUUACAGCUGCCAAAGACUCGGUGGGUAAGAGAAAAUGAUGGAGAAAAGUGUCUGAUCUAACACGUGCUGAGUGACUUCAUUCCACCCAUGAUGGCAGAAAGAAGAUUAGAAGCCAGUGAAAUGAGAACAGCUUGAUCCUGCUAAUGUCUGUGAAGCUGUAUUCCUGCAUUAAUCAUUACAAAAGAGGAGGGAAGGCAGAAAAAUAUGUAGUCGUUACUGUAUUUUGAAACAAAUUUAAAUCAGUACCUUGGAGGUGGACCAUAUCACACCAGUUUCUUUAUUCAGUUGGUGUUUUGACUUCCAGGAUGAAAAUUCCAGCAAUACUACAUCUGAUAUUACACCAAAAUGUGAAGCAUGAGAAAAUUUAAUUAAGUCGGAAGUGACACAAUUAUAGUCCAACGGGUUUAUUUGAAAACACAACCUUUUGGACCGCUGCUGCUUUAUCAUGUUUAGUGACUUGGACUGUAACCUGGUUUUGUGUGACUUCUGAUUUUGUCCGUCCCAAUCCCAGUCUGGUGCAUCCACAUAAUUAAGACAGCUACUUCUGCUUCCCAAAGCAUCUAACUGUAUUAGAAUUUCAUUUAGUUGAUGUUGGCACCAGUUUUAUACUACACAUCUUAUUAACAGAAUUUACCAUUAACUUGCAGGGAGAUGCACCACGGCAGUCGAGGCAAGUCAGUAUUUGACCGUACUAAAUAAAUUCUUGCAUUUAAACAGUGCCCGUUCUCAUCUCAGGAUUUGUAGAAGUGUGGUUAUCUGCAAGCAGCCAGGGUGCUAAAAAAAUCAGGAUUGCUUUUGAGUUUAGGUUGUAUUCCCUUUUUAAUGUGCUGACUCACUCAAGAAAGGUGGGAACCCACCUGCUAAUGCUGGAGCUUUUGCAGUUUUUUUGAAUCAGUACAGAAAAGGAGACUAGAAAAUGGCAAUGCCUGCCGAAAAGUUGAUUAAUUAUUCACUGAGAGAAGUGAUUGCCAAGACCAUCCUUAAAUGCAUCUCCAUGAAUUUAAUAAUGAGACAUGUAUUUGAGACAAUUUUGGGGCCAGCUUCAAGAUGCCUGUGAAUAAAGCAAUAGCGUUAUUUGUGCCCAGACAUACUUGUGUUGCUGUUAGGAUAGUUGGAGUUGAAUUUACUUGUUUUCGAGGAAAUUAUCAUCCUGCAGGUUUUUAAGAAAUAUUAUUUUCUUCUAUCAGGGCAAAUUACUUAUUUCAUGAUUUGUAUUAUUUUGAUAAUGCAUUUAAAUUAAUUGUUUAGUUUUCUUCCCAAUGUCUUGGAUGGUUAAGAUGUAGGCCAAAGUGUGUGGCUCAGUUGGACAUUGUUUCAUCCUACUUUGUGCCAAGUUGAGACUGUAUUUGACUUUAAUGCCUGUGGAUAAUGAAGGCAGAAAAAUAAACUUGUGAUUACAAUCCAUUGUGUGUAUAUUGUCAAUCUAGCUUGCGGAUUGAACUGUAGUCUUGUUGCUUGCCUGUACUCGGGUACUGAUUAUACUCAAGUCAAAAAUAACUGCUUGAGUGAGGGCAAGUGUAGUUCCACAGGUGGCAACAACAUCUUGUGUUGGUACCUUGGGAGAGGAAACAAAAUAUUUGUUAUGGUAAGAUUUUUAUUGGUAUACAGGGCUGCUCUGUGACAUGUACAUAGCUGCAAUUGUCCAGAACUCAGCAAAAUAGAGAACUUUGACAAGUAUAUUCCAGUUACACAAUCAAGCAAUUCUUCAAGGUGUUAGAUGGAAAAGAGGAAUAUUAACACUUGCUUAAAAUCUGCAAUUGCUGAAAGUCAAUUUGCAAAGAUUAGUACUACAGGCUGUGGAUUCUAUGGAAUUUGGUACAAGAUGGCAAAUUGGCCAAUUUGCCAACAGUGUAGGGCACAUAGGUGUACUAAUUCCGUGUGCAAAUAUCUUUCUAUAGAUCCUCUGUAGCUAUUUCACACACCUGAGUGGAGCUGGAGGAACACAGCAGGUCAGGCAACAUCAGAGGAGCAGGAAAGUCAACAUUUCAGGUUUAGAGAUGAAGGGUCUAGCUCCGAAACGUCAGCUUUUGUGCUCCUAAGAUGCUGCUUGGCCUGCUGUGUUCAUCCAGCUCCACACUUUGUUAUUUUGGGCUUAUACCCUUUGUCAGGACUGAGUAUGCGUCAGCAGCUCAUUCAUUUGUUGUGGUUAAUCUAAAUUUGCCCCUUUUUGACAUCCCCACCAGAAGUGACCACCCUGGAUGACAGUCACUAACUGGGUUGAUUCAUUUCUGCAUCCAAGUUUCAGUUCUCAUCCAGGUAAAAAUCAAACAGCACAGCAUUGAUAGGAUCUUAAACAUGGGACCAUAUACUACAACUACAAUGGAUGGUGCAGUUCUAUACUAGGCCAUUGGAGGUAGCUAUUUCCAUCUUUAGUGUAGAAAAUGUAAUGAUGAAAAAGUGCAUGACCCUCUAUUCAGUUUUCAAGGGGUUGAGUGGAUUCCAACAACCCUCAUCAGAUUUGCUAGGUUUAAUUGAUCUGUUUUUAUUUGUGUAAAAAUCCUAUUGUUGCUUUAGUGCAGUUGUGUAACAUCUGAAGCAAUAGGAACAGUAUUUUAGUGUGUAAAAGCAUGUCUGUACAGAUUAAUAAACCAUUAACCCGUUACAAUUAGUUGGUAACUGUUCUGUAAUUGUUUUUAAUUGUCACAGCUACUUGCUUUUCAAUAGCUGAACAUUGUGUUGAAAAUUCAUUUGUGAAAUACUUCUUCUGUAUUAAUAUUGCUUCUUUCAAAUUACAGUUAAAAGGCUUGCUACUGUGCUGUCCUUUAAUUUAUAUAUUUUUAAUAAAAACAUAUACACUUGUGAGUUUCUUAAGCCAGUUGUUAAUGUGGAAAGUUAUUUUUGUAAUGCCCUGUAUCAUGUACUUGUUAAGGUUUCUAGUUCUUAAAAUGAAUACUCCAGUAUUUUGUCUCCCAUGUUGCCCACUCCCACAGCCAUGGCUUAGACUUUCAGGCACCAUCUCUGGAUAAGACCUCUUGUUUGAUUUUUUUCAAUCUCAGCAGCAUUUGCUGGACACAGAUAAGGCAAAGGAGCAUCACAGUCAUGGCAACACUCCCCAGCUAAAGUGAAGGAAAAGGUUUGGUUUAGGCAUCUGCUGCCAUUAGCUACCCAACUUGCUGGGCAUUGGGCAAGAUUAGGAUCAAAAACUGGCUCAUUGUUGUGCUUCAUGUUCAGGACGUUCUCUCAACAGGCUGUUGAAGUUUGGACUCAAGAUUAUUUGAUGAAUUUCUAGAAUGAAUGGUGCAAUAAUGUAUAUUUUUUGCCAGUUUCUGGACCAGAACUGUUGUGUGCAAAUUUCGGUUGUGGCAGACGUCCUUUUGAAUAAACUUUUGUUGAUCUUUUAUUACUGUGUUUCAAUGAUGAGGUGUAACAAGGUGAUGCUCAUUCCAAAAAGUAGUAAGGCUGUGUGACUUUUAGUCUUGAUUAGAAAAUGUUGAAAAGGAAAUCCCUGGAGAUGGGUCUACGGGCACGUUAAAACUAUUAAUGAUCUACCAUGCAACUGAUAUAAAUCCAGGACGUAGACACUGAUGCAGUUGUACCACUUUCUCUAUCAACUACUGAUUAUAUUCCCAUUUAUUUUAAUGAUUUAAUUAUAUUUAGGUUGCUAUCACUGAAAUGAGCAUUGACUCUCCCCACGCAUACAGUACUACUUCAGAGAGCCAUGAUGGUGUCUCAUUCCCCCUUCUGUCUUCCCCACCAAUGCACCCCAACUAGAAAUAAAAUGAAAAACCUCAAUAUUCAACUUUAAAGAGAGUGUCUUAUGUUCUCUGUUCUUAUUUUGUUUCAAGACUUUCACUUCAAUAAGCACUGCUUAGAAAGAGCUCCUUGUAUGAAUGUAGUUGGUGCUGUUUUCCUUUUCAAAUAGCCAGUAUGUUUUGUCAUUUAGGCCAUCUCUUGUUUAUUCUGAGCCUAAGAGUCUUGUACUUCAGUGCACUGCCAGGUCCUGAGCUAUAAAACAUUUCAGAGAAAGAUCUCUUCUACUUGUUUAUUCUUGUAGCCUUUUACAUUAAUUAUGAAAGAAUCCUGUCAGAAUUGUUACCUUUUGUAGAAAGUGAAUGCAGUGGAAUAAGUCGCAUUUCUGUGUUCUUGUUUUAUGUUCACUGUUGCAAGAACUUCUGAUUUGGCUUAUUUCUGCAGUCUAGACGUUGCAUACAUUUUGUGUAUUUGUAUUUUACAAUAAAUUGAAAAUGUAGAUGAA
This is a messenger RNA of Stegostoma tigrinum, 11990 nucleotides long. Its product is annotated as 52 kDa repressor of the inhibitor of the protein kinase-like. The record is from RefSeq and is a predicted model, not a curated record. NCBI's taxonomy places the organism in Eukaryota, Metazoa, Chordata, Chondrichthyes, Orectolobiformes, Stegostomatidae. The transcript has 6 exons. Bases 166 to 4182 code for a protein of 1338 amino acids.